This is a messenger RNA of Peniophora sp. CBMAI 1063, 3852 nucleotides long. NCBI's taxonomy places the organism in Eukaryota, Fungi, Basidiomycota, Agaricomycetes, Russulales, Peniophoraceae. The record is from the annotation of a GenBank genome assembly.
AUGUCCCAACAUACCCUAGAGUAUAGCAAGAGUUCGCGGGCCAAAUGUAAUGGCGCACCACCCUGCAAGGGCACGCUCAUCCCGCUGGGUGCUCUGCGCUACGGCAGACUCGUCAGGAAUGAUUUCGGAGAACAAAUAAAGUGGAUGCAUUGGGGUUGCGUCACUGGGCCCAUCUUGGGAGAGCUGGCUGGUUAUGGGAUCAACCGCGUUGAGGGCUUCAACGAACUUCGGGCUGAAGACCAGCAAAAGAUCCGCAGGGCACUCGCAACGCGUAAGGUCGACCCAGCAGACGUCCCAGAGUCGGCAAAGGUCGCGCCGCCUGCACCUCUUCCAGCGCCGGCAUUUUCUCAAAGCAUGCCCUCGUCUCAAGGUCUUCCCUCGUCCUCGCAACCCACACCCUCUUCUUCACAACCCAUGCCGUCGUCCUCGUCACCUUCGAAGCCCAGCCAGGCCGAGCGCAAGCGUAAAGCUAUGGAGGCCGCCACCGCAAGCGGCAGCUCUUCUAUCGCUCGACCUGGUAGUGGCCUCUUACCGUCCCAAAGUCUCCCUCCGCAGUCCGCACGUCGCACGAAUCAGCCUUCGGGCAUCACCUGGGAAAUAGAUGACGGUGACGACGAUAUUGAGGUUAUCGAGCAGGAACCCAUAGACGAACUAUAUGUCUCGUACCGCACCAAUAUCGUUGGCGUUCAAUACUACAAGGGACUGGUCGCCCUGGGACAGGAAGUUAACGUUCUACGUGAACCUACCAACCGCUAUGACUCUAACGCAGUCAAGAUCACGAAUAUGUCCGGAGAGCAAGUCGGCCACAUCCCCAAGGAGGUGGCUGCAAAGCUCGCCCCACUCAUGGACAAGAAGCUCGUCAGGCCAGAAGGCGUCAUGAACUCCGGAAACAUGAACGGGAAGCAUUAUACGCUGCCCAUGACUAUUAACAUAUAUGCGGACGCGCGCAAGCGCGCCAUUAUGGAGCCGCAACUCAUGUGGGCUACGUCUGGACGCGGUUUCCCGGGGCGGGCCUCUACGACUACAACCGGGAGCGGAGCGGGUCCGUCGCACUCUCAAGGACUGCCAUCUAGUUCCCAGGCUCCUCGUCCCGGUGCAGCCAUGCCGAGAGCGCCGGCCCCGGCCCCGGCGUACACCACAGGCGCGCAGUACCCGUACUCUUCACAAAUGAUGUCGUCGCAGCCGUCGCCAGCCGAUCAGGCGAAGGCGCGAGAGGAAUUGAUGAAGAAGCAAGAGCAGUUCGCCAAAGCUGCAGAGCUUCGUGACAUACUCAAUAACCUGGAGAAGGUCAACGACGAGGGUCGUCGGAGUAGUUUGCUGGACCAGCUGUGCUCAUCAGACGAUAUCCUGAAAUUACCGGAGUUCCCCAAUCCUCCUGGCAAGGCUUCGGGCGAGUUCACGGUUGACCUUUUGAAGCAUCAGAAACAAGGUCUGCAGUGGUGUUACGAGCACGAGUACCCCCAGCUACCCAAGAAAGAGGGCGAGAAGCCGGUACAGUUCUGGCUAUAUAAGAAGGCAGGCAACAGGGUCUUCUACUACAAUAUGGCCACAAAGACACCGCAGACUGCGGCUCCCAUUCUCGGCCGCGGCGCGUUGGUUGGGGACAGCAUGGGCUUGGGUAAAACGCUCACAAUGCUCUCGCUCAUCGUUGCCACGAAGAAGGACGUGCCGACGGAUGGGCAUUCCGCCGCUACGCUCAUCGUGGUUCCUCUAUCCAUCAUCUCGAACUGGGAGAAGCAAAUCCAGGAUCACUGCACCCCCGGUACAAUCAAGUCCAUUGUCUACUACGGCGAUAACCGCGGCCUUUCUGCCAAGGAUCUUGAAGGUUAUGACGUUGUCAUCACUACGUAUCAGACGGUAGCAGGUGAACAUGCGAACCACACCGGUCUGUCGUCCAGUAAGGGUGCACCGUCCAAGAAGAAGCAGAAGCAUGAGAAUAGUCUUAUGACGAUGAAGUGGAAGCGCGUUAUCCUCGACGAGGGUCAUAAUAUCCGUAACGAACGUACGAAGAUGGCUCAAGCAAUAUUCGCUCUUACUGCACAACGGCGCUGGGUGCUGACGGGUACUCCGAUCAUCAACUCGCCGUCUGAUCUGGGCUCCAUGGUGCGCUUCCUCAGGAUCUGCGCGCCUCUGGAUAAUCCAGAGAACUUCAAACGUCUCAUCAUCCGCCCACUCAAGAACGCGGACCCCUCCGGAACCGAAAUUCUACGUGCGCUCAUGGCGCAAAUCUGUAUGCGCCGUACCAAGGAGAUGCAAGACGCCGAUGGCAACCCUCUCGUUCCCCUCCCCCCUGUCGAGAUGACUGUAGUCCGCGUAACCUUGCAUCCUGAUGCUCGAGAGUUGUACGAUCGUGUUGAAGAGAUCUCGCGAGACCGCAUUGACCGUGCCCUAAAUCAGAGCAACGGAGAACUCGCGAACAUCUCUGUGACCACGAACGCGCUUAGCAUGCUCACGCGACUAAGGCAGCUUGCUCUUCAUCCUGGCUUGAUACCUGCGGACUACGCUGAACAGCUUCUGAAGGCCGAUGAGGAGGAGGACCCGGGCAAGGCUGCACAGGACAUCACGCCCGAGGAAAGGGUUCGAUUGCAAGGCCUCCUCGCGCAAGCCAUCGAGGACAACGAGGAAUGUCCCGUCUGCUUCGACGUCUUGGAUAAUCCUCGCAUCACAAGCUGCACGCAUCGUUUCUGUUACGAAUGUAUCCUCGAGGUUAUCAACCGUGUCGGGAAGUGCCCCAUGGACAGGCGUACCAUCACUAUCGGAGAUCUUAUAGAGCCCGCGCCUCCCAUGGAGUUGACGCAAGUCCCUGUUCGUUCUGAGGAGGAGGAAGACGCAGCGGGCGCACUGCACGAGCUUCGCACUGGCUCAUCCGCCAAGAUUGACCAGCUGGUUCACCUGCUUUCCUUGACGCCAGCGACGGAGAAGUCCCUUGUUUUCUCCCAGUUCACUACCUUUUUGGACAAGAUAGCCGAAGCACUCGAUGAAGCUGGAAUCGACUACUGCCGGUUCGACGGCCAGAUGUCGGCGCGACGUCGUCAAGAGACGCUAGAUGCAUUCUCUGUACCCUUGCGCGAGGACGACGCCGAUGAGACACCCGCUCCUAAGCCGCGCACACAGAAACGCCCAAGUGCUUCUCAAUCUGCAUCUGCGUCGACUACCAGUUCGCGCUUACGUCGACGAGCGAGCUCACAGAAGAGCCUGUUCGGUGGUGAUGAAGAGAUGGCUGGAGCGGAUGACGAUGACGACUUCGUUCUUGGAGUGGAAGAUGAAGACGACGACGAUUUCAUUGACGAUGAGGACGAUGAUUCCGCGUUCGCCAGCAAGAGUAAGAAGGGCAAGGGUAAGGCGAAGAGUAAAGGCAAAGGUAAAGCCGCACGGCCGAGGAAAGCGACCUAUGCGCACUUGCCGUCUGGACGCAACCCUAAGGUCAUGCUCAUCUCGUUGAAGGCGGGUGCGUUAGGACUGAACCUGACCGUCGCCAAUAAUGUCUACCUCAUGGAUCCGUGGUGGCAGGAGGGCAUCGAGAGUCAGGCCAUCGAUCGGUGUAACCGUAUUGGACAGACAAAGCCCGUCCAUGUUUUCCAGCUCAUCGCAGAAGACACUGUAGAGUCUAAGGUCCUCGAUAUUCAAGAGAAGAAGAAGAACCUGAUCAAGGAAGCCUUUGCCGGGAUGAAGAACAAGGAGACGCAACGACAGAAGAAGGAAGCGCGCUUACAAGACCUUAUACACUUAUUCGGUGUCCGUCUUGCGGCAAGCCAGUCGCAAAGCCAAGCCCGUGCACGCCCUGCCCCAAGACAGGCGACGCUUCAGUUCGAGAUUGUUGACGGUUCCGAUACAGAGCCUGAAUCGGAAUGA